AUGACCGACGUCUAUGCACAGCAAUCUUUGAUGCAUUUGCACAACGCGAACGGUUACCUUGCACCUGACCAAGCUUGCACAUGUUCGUACGGAGCGGGUUUGGGGCGCGGAUCGCAUACGAACAUGCAUUCAUGCAUGCAACUGGACAGUAGCGCUCAGCGAGAUGAGCAGGAUCAGCAGGAUCAGCAAGAAUCGUCUGCUGUACAAGACGUGAGCGUUGCUACGGAUGAUUACCUGCCUCCAGGGCAGUUUUCGUCUUCACCCACAGAACGUGCUCUCUACCCAGCCAGCACGAUGGCUGCUGUAGAGGCGAAGCGAGCACGCUUCUUUGCGCAACAGUCUGGAUGUGCAUCUCGCCGCGCACGCUCAAGACCCACGCCGACCGGAUCCACGUCGCUCAAACGACCACACAAGUCACAUCCGCUGUCCAGCAACGCUUCCUGCUCGUACCGGCAAUCGUUCUUCGAACAGUGUCAGCGCGCAAUGGAGACGACGCGUAGCGUACAACGAACCGAGCGAGUGAGUGCAUUUCGCAAGGGAGCCGAUGCGUUUACGCGCGACCUGCAUUCCGACGAUAUGGACGAGGAUGAUCUGCCCUCUUCAUCCGUCGGCGCAACAUCGUCUCCACCGGCGUCGAGUCAGGCGUCGAGUCAAGAGCUAAGGGAGGAGGAUGACGAGCUGACGCGUCGUCGAAUCAUCGGCGAGUACUCUCGCUUGAAGAGGAUCUACGAGUUGAAAGGUCACCUGGAAAUUGGUUGGAUCGAUCCGGAUCACCUCGAUUGGUUAGAGAGCGAGAUUCAACAGCAGCAGCACGCGAGCCAAGAAGAGCACGUACACGAUCCGUAUUUGAUGGCUGACGACGAGACGUUGGAGCAGCUUUGGAUCGAGUCUCAGCAGCAAUCGCAAACGCCCAUCGAGCAGGGCCAACAGCACGCAAUCGUCGUGGACGAAUUCGAGGACGAUGCGAGCUUCGAACACGCGUUGGCCAUGUUGCCUGUAUAG
Mycosarcoma maydis (corn smut) is the source of this 1002-nucleotide messenger RNA. RefSeq lists its product as uncharacterized. The transcript has a single exon. Lineage: Eukaryota; Fungi; Basidiomycota; Ustilaginomycetes; Ustilaginales. The record is from RefSeq and is a predicted model, not a curated record. Bases 1 to 1002 code for a protein of 333 amino acids.